This is a messenger RNA of Cucurbita pepo subsp. pepo (vegetable marrow), 1115 nucleotides long. RefSeq lists its product as uncharacterized. Lineage: Eukaryota; Viridiplantae; Streptophyta; Magnoliopsida; Cucurbitales; Cucurbitaceae. The record is from RefSeq and is a predicted model, not a curated record.
CUCUCUCUCUCUCUCUCUCAUUCUCAAUAACACCGCUAUCCUCUUCGUUCGUUCGUUCUUUCUUUCUUUCUUUCUCAAUUCCCAUUCCGCUGAAUACUCUCAUCCUAAACGCUUUCUUUACGUCAAUUGAUCCAUUGGACCUGCUCAACUCACUAUGAAUCAGAACGUCCUCCUCCGAUCCCCGCCAGAGACUCGCCAGCAACCACUACUGACAGACAAGUCGCCCAACAGACUUAAGGAAAAGCCGCGGUUCGCGGAGGUGGCCGGCGGAACGGCCGCGGAGUGCGCGGCAAUAUGCUGUUGCUUUCCAUGCAGCAUGAUGAACCUUCUGAUAUUGACCGUCUACAAGGUUCCAGUGGGGCUCUGCAAAAAGGCGUGGAAUAAGAGGGGAAAACGACGUCACAUCACGAAGAGAAACAAGGCGGCGGCGGCGGGCGGUGCAACUGUAGGUAAGGAGGGGCCGAAACAUGAUGGUGAAAAGGAGGAUUGGGGAGAAUCGCUUCCGUCGUCGUAUUUGUCAUCGGAGGAUGUGGAAUUGGAGAAGGAGAUGUGGGACCAAUUUUAUGGUACUGGCUUCUGGAGGACACCUUCUCAGAGAGAAACCUAACGGUACAAAUUUUGGUUCAAGGAAUUUUUUAGGGUUCUAUAAUCACACAAUGGGAUCCAUGAUGAUCAAAGAUUUUUCCUUUCUUUCGUUCUUUCUUUCUUCUUUUUUUUCUCUCCACAUACAUGAUAUAUUCAAUUAUAUGGUUAAGAAUUUCUCUUCCACAAAUGAUAACUAAAACCAUAUAUUUUCAGAAAAUCUAAGAUAACCCUAAAUCUAACCACUUUCAUUUUUCAUUUCCUUUCUUCUAUCACUCAAAACCAUCAAACACACAUAAAACCACUUUUUGAAAUUCACCAAAAUACAAAGUAACUAUUUGAAUUUCUUACUGCAUAAAGUGAAGUCAAAUUUUUAGAAAAUAACGAUUUAGUUUAUGAAUUUUGGUGAUUAGUUUUGUAUUUCAAUUUUAAACAUUUAUUGUAAUCUCUUAUCUAUACCUAUACAGAUUCAUAAACUAAUGAAGUUCAAUGGAUUUACGAGUUACAAGGCCCAAGCCUAAGUUGAUACAUUU